UUGUAAACAAACCGCUCCACACGUGUGUUAUUUAUUUAUAUUGAAAAUAAUUUAAUUUUUAAAGCCCCAGAUGGCCAGUAACUUUGAGCUUCUUAGCGAGCAGGGCCUGCGACUGGACGGACGUCGUCCGCAUGAGCUGCGCCACAUCAAGUGCAAACUGGGCGUCUUUGAGCAGCCCGAUGGAAGUGCCUACAUGGAACAGGGCAACACCAAGGUCCUGGCCGCCGUUUAUGGACCUCACCAAGCCAAGGGCAAAAAAACGGAAUCCAACGAUGUGAUCAUCAACUGUCAAUACAGCCAGGCCACUUUCUCCACGGCGGAGCGGAAGAAUCGGCCGCGAGGCGAUCGCAAAUCUCUGGAGUUCAAGAUGUAUUUGCAGCAGGCACUCAGUGCGGCUAUCAAAUCGGAGUUGUAUCCCCGCUCCCAGAUAGACAUAUACGUGGAAGUGCUCCAGGCCGACGGAGCCAACUAUGCGGUGGCCCUGAACGCGGCCACUCUGGCCUUGAUCGAUGCCGGAAUAUGCCUGAACGAGUUCAUUGUCGCCUGCACAGCUUCACUGAGCAAGUCGAACAUCCCGCUAACGGACAUUUCGCACUUUGAAGAGGUAUCCGGCGGACCCAAGCUGACCGUAGCUGCCUUGCCCACAGCCGAGAAGAUCGCCUUUCUUGAGAUGAGCGAGCGGUUCCACAUUGACCAUUUGGAGACCGUCAUCGAGACAGCGAUGGCCGGUUGCCGUGAAAUCCGAGAUAUACUGGAGGCGGCAGUCAAGGAACACCUGCUACACAUGGGCAGUGCAGCCGAUUGGGCCAGAGUUUGUUGAAAUAAAGUAGUAGUUUCCUUCCAUGA
This is a messenger RNA of Drosophila rhopaloa, 846 nucleotides long. It is a transcript of the gene Ski6, whose product is annotated as exosome complex component RRP41. The transcript has a single exon. The coding region runs from base 71 to 820 and encodes 249 amino acids. Gene Ontology annotation, cellular component: cytoplasmic exosome (RNase complex); nucleolus; nuclear exosome (RNase complex). The record is from RefSeq and is a predicted model, not a curated record. Lineage: Eukaryota; Metazoa; Arthropoda; Insecta; Diptera; Drosophilidae. Gene Ontology annotation, biological process: nuclear mRNA surveillance; rRNA catabolic process; poly(A)-dependent snoRNA 3'-end processing.